Phytophthora nicotianae INRA-310 is the source of this 222-nucleotide messenger RNA. RefSeq lists its product as hypothetical. The transcript has a single exon. NCBI's taxonomy places the organism in Eukaryota, Oomycota, Peronosporomycetes, Peronosporales, Peronosporaceae. The record is from RefSeq and is a predicted model, not a curated record. Bases 1 to 222 code for a protein of 73 amino acids.
AUGGCUUUCGCCACUCAAUUCAAACUUUGGGACUUCAAUGCCUUCGCCAUCGAAAUUGAAGUUGUCGCCCGCGACUUGGCUACAGUCGACACUGCCAAAUUUUCCAAAAGCCGGAGGACGAAAUUACGGGACCUGCUUCCGCUAAAAAAGGGCGCCGAAAAAAGCUCGGCGAUCCGAAGCAGCGGGGCGAUGCGCCAGCUGCUUCCGACGCAGAGCAAUUGA